Molecule: messenger RNA, 605 nt
Organism: Mytilus trossulus (common blue mussel)
Lineage: Eukaryota; Metazoa; Mollusca; Bivalvia; Mytilida; Mytilidae
Exons: 3
Coding region: 250-558 (102 amino acids)
Source: RefSeq, a predicted model, not a curated record
UCCCGCUAAAAGUAUUCAACAAAACAUUUCAAUUCCCCAAAAUAUUUUUUGAUGAUUUUUUAUAUGUAUUUUUUUAACCGUGAUUAGAUUAUAAAUACUAACGAUAAAAAAAUAAAUAUUAGAUAUCUAACUUUAAGCGUCAUAUAAAAUAGAGAAAAAAAGUCACGUGGUUGGUUACCAAAAUUGCUCAUUCAGUUUCAAGAGCCAAAUUAUGGUGAUUGGCAAGUAAUGUAAAACGUUUAUGCAAACAUGGAAGACGAGAACACUUCACCAAAAGAAAGCACGAGCAAAACUAACAAUGAUGGGGACACUAAGGCAUUAGAGGAGGCUGAAACUCAAGCAUUGGUCGAAUCCAAAAAGGAGAAAGAAAAAAGCUGCUGUUCAUUUCGAAGGUGUUUUGCUGCAAUCUGCUGUUGUUGUAUGACGAAGAAAGGAAAGAAAGUCGAAAACAUUGGAACAGCGGAUAACAAAACAUCUCUUACUUCUCAAGAAGUAAACGAAUUUAUUGAAGAGGAAAUGAAAAAGCUGUCAGAAGAAACAAUCAACCUAGAAAGUUAACAGCCAUUUGGGAUUUUUAUUUUUAAAAAUUAAAUUCUUAAAACAAA